Aspergillus pseudotamarii is the source of this 2690-nucleotide messenger RNA. Its product is annotated as putative protein kinase. The record is from RefSeq and is a predicted model, not a curated record. The coding region runs from base 254 to 2479 and encodes 741 amino acids. Gene Ontology annotation, molecular function: protein kinase activity; ATP binding. The transcript has a single exon. NCBI's taxonomy places the organism in Eukaryota, Fungi, Ascomycota, Eurotiomycetes, Eurotiales, Aspergillaceae. Gene Ontology annotation, biological process: protein phosphorylation.
UCACCAUCGUGUCCCAAUUGGCGCGGACUUUAUCAACGAAAAGUAUAUAUCGCGCAAUCUUUCCAUCGCACCCCUUGCAGUGACCCGGUAGCGCACCCUGGUAUGGGGGCUUUAUUUUGAUCAAACCCUCAACAGUUCUUGCCAUCGUACCUCGAAACAACGCUAUUAGAUGGCCAGUGUCAUGUUCUUACAUGGCUCCAGUGUAGCCGCAAAUCUGAUGCUUCUACCUGUUUGAAAUAUAUUAGUUUUUAAGAUGUCAAUGUUCAGGUCACCCGCAGAUUUCUCUUCCGACUCCGAGUCUGGGGAAUCUGGCUUGGAUAGGAAUCUGAGCGAACAAGAAGAUGCUCCAUCAAACAGAUCUACUGCCAAGAAGCCUAAGGCUACCGGAACGGGAACGAAGUCGCCUCCCCUUUUGGAAGGGAGCAGCUAUGAAAGCCUCGACGGUGAGGCGAAUGAAAACAAUGAACUUGAUGUCGACACCGAAGUCCAUUCCAAUAUGAUGACGGCUGCUCUCCUUGAAUUCUAUUGUCUUAGCCGGGCUGCGGAUAUUCUCAAUGCACAAGAAGGCUCACACAAGCGAUACACACGUGACUCGCCAGAAGUCCAGUACCUUGGAAGGAAAAUGUAUAAUUAUAAGUCUCGAUUUCUCUCCUCCCACGGGGUCAUAGCCGGAGGAAUCGACAAGGAUGAGCUACGGACAACAAGACAGUAUUAUCGGGACAACCUUGAUGUUCUUGGCAUGUCGGCCCUGGAGGAUCUCGACAUAGACGAUACUCGGCGGCGUGUACCACCACGCAGAACAACUGGAGAUAUUGUCUUAGCUUCGAAGACCUCCAAUAAUGCGCAACUUAACUCAGACCAAGAGUAUGCAGGGCCUGCAAAACGUGGACUAUACAGACCCUCGCUUGCAGACAUCGGGAAACGACUCCCCAGUGCAGAGAAUAUCAGGGCUUUAGAAAAUGUCCAUCUUGACGUAGGGAGCCUACCGAGCCAAUCGUUACACCUCGCAGGAAGCUCACCGGCAAGCUUCCCAUUGUUUGAAACCAAUCUACCGACACCACGUAAUCACUUAUCACGUUAUGCGACUGAGUUCGUCGAAGUUAAAGUCCUCGGCCGUGGAUCGUUUGGAGAGGUGUAUCAUGUGAAAAACCAUAUCGACGGGCAGCCAUAUGCGGUAAAGAAGAUUCCUAUCAGCCAGCGACGGCUUGAGCAACUCCAAGAAGGAAAUGAGAACCAGCUGGAAAAUAUCAUGAAGGAGAUAAGAACCCUGGCUCGGCUUGAGCACACAAAUGUCGUCCGCUACUACGGGGCGUGGGUAGAACAAGCGCAUGUAUCGGGUUAUGUACGAACCGGACACGAAGCCCCUGUUGGAGCUGAGAGUGAAAACACCCAAAGUGCUCUGGCCGGACCCGAACCAAACGAUAGCGAGAGCUUCGGAGUCGUGUUCGAAUAUUCCCAGGCGUCGGCUGGGGGCAUUGAAGACGACGAGGAUACCGAAUCAAUUCCUCGUGAUUUUGACGCUUUUACCGACAGCCAGGUAUCUACUUUUGGAGGGACGGAUGACGAUAUUUUCACGGAUGGGUUGAGCUACGACCCAUCCAAGCUGCAGAUACAACGACGAAAUCGAGGCGGGCCUCAAGUUCCUGCAGUAGUUUUGCAUAUUCAGAUGUCGCUGCAUCCCAUUUCACUCAGCUCGUAUUUGAACUCGCAACCAUGUGAGAUUGGAGAUAGCCAAAUCCCACGCCGACAUUGUUACCACUUGGCCCCGUCUUUAAGACUCAUGUUACGUAUAAUCUCUGGAGUCGACUAUCUGCACUCUAAGGGCAUAGUACAUCGGGACCUCAAGCCUGCUAACAUAUUUCUGUCGUGUCCUGACCAUCAAGACUCCGAAGGAUGCUCUCCUUGUCAGUUAGAUAACGAAUCUUCUUCAUGGUACUCCCACCCUCGAAUCGGUGAUUUCGGUCUAGUUGCCGAUAUCUCCCAUUUCAAUGAGAAUCCGUCGGACAGUACCUCUUUGCAGCAGAGUACGAAGGUGAACCGUGUUGUUGGGACCGAGUUUUAUCGCCCACCUGUGAUUCAUCCCACCGUAGAUAACCCCGAGAACUCCGAAGAAAUAUGCGACUUUUACAAGGUUGACGAGUCCCUGGAUGUCUUUGCGCUUGGAGUGAUCCUUUUCGAGCUUCUGUAUCGCUUAAACACUAAGAUGGAACGCCAAUUCGUUCUCGGUGAAUUGACGCGCUGUCAACAGAAUCAGCUAACAGGAUCCGCCUUGGGACACGCGUCAUUCCCUUGUGACUUUGCACAGAAGAUUGAUUUGGGAGAGGAGAGAUUUGAUGGGGAAGGGUCUAUCGCCGAGGAAUUAAUGACCUGCAUCAGUGGGAUGCUGGAACCCUUGCCUCAGAAGCGUUGGAGCUUAUCCGAUGUCAAGAAGCAUCUGCAAACUAUUCUGACCGUCGCUCAGGGGGCAUCAUGCUCCUAAUUGGGUGCGUCAAAAGCCACAGCUAGUAUGCUGGGGGUAGCAUAUUUGAUCACAUAUUGCAUCAUUGUACAUGUGUCCCGUGCAAGCGCUGAGAACAUAAAGUAUAUCCGAGACUUCAACAACCAAGUCGAAGAUAUGUGGCAAAUAAUCCUGUGGAAAAAGCAUAUACUAUUACAAUUUAAAUACCAUUCCUCUCACUUGCAGACUGUCG